Messenger RNA from Amaranthus tricolor (Joseph's coat), 3739 nucleotides. RefSeq lists its product as uncharacterized. The coding region runs from base 5 to 3739 and encodes 1244 amino acids. Gene Ontology annotation, molecular function: helicase activity. The transcript is spliced from 10 exons. NCBI's taxonomy places the organism in Eukaryota, Viridiplantae, Streptophyta, Magnoliopsida, Caryophyllales, Amaranthaceae. The record is from RefSeq and is a predicted model, not a curated record.
AAUGAUGAGUGGAAUGAACAGAGCAAUGAAGGGUGUUUCAUUUGAUGAAAUAAAUGAGAGAAUUGCUAGAGACUUUGGCUUUCUUAAUAAGGUGUUUUCAUGGUCUUUGGAUGAUAUCUUCAAUGAUAAUCUCUAUAGUGAGAAGGUCAUGCAAAUUCCAGAUUCCUUUGAGACUAUAUCAGAUUAUUUAAGAUCCUAUGUUUAUCCGCUUUUAGAAGAGACACGGGUAGAUCUUCGUUCAAGUUUGGAGAUACUAUCAAGAGCACCUUAUGCUGAAAUAGUGCAAUAUCAUCCAAGCGGACGUGAUCAAUCUCAACAUUUGUAUGACAUUCAAGUAGAUGAAUGGAGAAACAGAUUUAAUGAUCGGGGCAAGGAGCCAUACAAAACUUUGCCGGGUGAUAUAUUUGUCCUAGUGAAAUCUCGGCCUGAAACAAUCUAUGAUUUGCAAACGCUGGCACAAAUAUGGACAUUGGCCUCGGUAACAAAAAUUCCCAAAGUCGAUUCAGAGUACGAGGUAGAUGAUAAUAGUUCAUCAACGUCUUUCAAAGUGAUAGCAUCAAAGGACUUCGAUUCAAAGGAUAGGGAAGAUGAUAACAACUCUCUUUUUCUGGUGUUUUUGAUGAAUAGCACCACCAACAAAAGAAUAUGGAAUGCCCUACACAUGUCUAAAAAUACGAGAAUCAUCCAGGGAGUUCUGCAAAUGAACAACGCGGAUGAAGACGGUCAGAAUCCUUGUGGUUCAUUUAACAAUGACUGCUUUUUUGAAGACUCUUGUAUGGAAAGUUUAAAUUCCUCGCAAAAAGAGGCUGUCGUAGCUUCACUGCAAGCAGUACAGUGUGAGAAUUUGUCUCGUGUUCAACUUGUCUGGGGUCCACCAGGGACCGGAAAAACAAAAACUCUUGGUACUUUAUUAUAUUAUCUCAGGAGAAUGAACAUUAGAACAUUGAUAUGUGCUCCAACAAAUGUUGCCAUCACAGAAGUAGCUGGUCGCCUUUUGGAGCAAAUUACCAGCUCGUUUCCAAAGGAUUCAGGAGGCUUCUUGGGAGAUAUACUCCUCUUUGGAAACAAACAACGGUUAAAAGUAGGAACAAAAAUAGAAGAUGUAUACCUUGAUUAUCGUCUCAAGAGACUAGCUGAAUGUUUUGCUCCCAUAACUGGAUGGAGGAGCUGUUUCAUAUUGUUAUCAAAUUUUUUAGAGGAUUGUGCUUCCCAAUAUGAAGUAUAUGUGGAAAAUGUGUUGAUCAAAAGCCGGGAAGAAGGCAUUGAUGAACGUGAUUGUACUGGAAAAAUCGAACCGUUUCAUGUUUUCUUUAGAAAUCGGUUCAAGGCAGCUGUAAAACCUGUCAAGCACUGCAUUUCUAUUUUUUGCACCCAUGUGUCUAAAGGUGUCAUUGGCGAACAUAAUCUGACAGAGAUGAUGUUUCUCAUGACUCUGCUCGAGUCCUUUGAAGAAUUAGUAUUUCAAGAUGGUUUGAUUUCUCAUGAACUAUUAAAACUUUUUUCUUCGAAGGAAGUUGAGAAUCCUUCUGCACUUGUGGUGGACUUUAAGAAUAUACAUCUGCUUGAAGCAAAUAGGAUGAGAUGCAUUUCUGUGUUAAGAACUCUGCACCGAUCUCUUGGUGGGAAAUUCCCCAAUAUUAUGAAUAAAGAAUACUUAACUGAGCUCUGCUUUCAAAUGGCAUCAAUAAUCUUCUGCACCGCAUCGAGCUCUUAUAAGCUUUACACAACACCCGUGGAGCCACCAAGCCUUUUAGUUGUAGAUGAAGCAGCACAAUUGAAGGAAUGCGAGUCGGCAAUACCCUUGCAGCUCCCUGGUGUACGGCAUGCUAUACUUUUCGGAGAUGAGUGCCAAUUGCCAGCAAUGAUGUCUGAGAAUGCUGGUUUCGGACGUAGCUUAUUUGAAAGAUUGAGCUCACUGGGUUGGCCAAAGUACCUCUUAAAUGUGCAAUACAGAAUGCAUCCAGCAAUCAGUUCAUUUCCUAACACGGAAAUCUACUUGAAGCAAAUUUUGGAUGCCCCUAGCGUUAGGAAAAAGAGCUAUGAGAGACAGUUUCUUCCUGGGAUUAUGUAUGGGCCUUAUUCUUUCAUAAACAUUUACGAGGGACGGGAGGAGCAUGAUGAUGAUGGGCGUAGUCGAAGAAAUAUGGUUGAGGCUGCAGUGAUUGCUAAAAUACUUCAUAAUCUCCAUAAGACAUGGCGACACUCAACGCAGAGGCUUUCUGUCGGGGUUAUAUCUCCUUAUGCCGCACAAGUUGUGGCCAUUGAGGAUAUGUUAGGGAGAAGAUAUGAAAACCUUGAUAACUUUGGUGUGAAGGUGAGAUCUGUUGAUGGGUUCCAAGGGCGAGAGGAGGACAUCAUCAUAUUUUCAUCGGUAAGAUCUAAUAAUGCAGGAGAAAUUGGGUUUUUUUCAAGUUCUCGGCGUACAAAUGUGGCCCUCACCAGGGCAAGGCAUUGUCUUUGGGUACUUGGAAAUGAAAAAACUUUGAUGAAAAGUGAUUCAAUUUGGAAAAAGUUAGUCUUAAAUGCUAGGGAGCGUUGUUGUUUUUUCAAUGCCGAUGAAGACAAGAGCUUGACUGAAGCCAUCAUAGAUAUUAAGAAGGAGCUGAACCAACUCGAUGAGUUGCUUAAUAAGGAUAGUGUAGUUUUUAAAAGUGCGAGAUGGAAGGUUAUGUUUAGUGACAGUUUUGUGAAAAGCUUUUCGAAACUUCCAUCAACCAGGGCAAAGAAGUCAGUUAUGAAUCUGCUUGUGAAACUGUCAAAUGGCUGGAGGCCUAGGAAAGUAAAAGCUGAUCGUGCUUUUGAGAGCUCUGUACAGAUUGUUAAACAAUACAAAGUUGAAGGUCGCUAUGUUAUUUGCACAAAUGACAUUGCGAAAGAAUCUCAUGGGUAUAUCCAAGUGCUGAAGAUAUGGGAUGUGCUACUGGACGAUGUAGCGAAGUUGGUUAAAAGACUUGAUAAUAUAUACGCAACCUUCACUGAUGAUUUCCGAAGUCAUUGCAAGGCUCGGGGACUUGAUGGGGAGCUUGAAGUCCCAAGAAUGUGGAGUAAUUCAAUUGACAUUGUCCGUUAUAUAAGCAAUGAUGUCGAGCCAACAAGUGCUUGUGAUGGUGAUUUAGAUGUCACAAAUUAUGCUGAAAAUGCUAAAGUUAGCGAAAGUUUAUUGUUAAUGAAGUUCUACUCUCUGUCUGCUGGCUUAGUAGGUCACCUUCUGUCUGAUUCUGACGGUAAAGCUUUGGAUUUGCCUUUUGAACUAACAGACGAGGAGUUUCAGAUAAUUCGUCAUCAAAAAAGUUCCUUUAUUUUAGGAAGGUCUGGUACCGGAAAGACAACCGUGUUAACCAUGAAACUAUAUCAGAAAGAGCAAUUGCAUCACUUGACUCUUGAGGGCUUGGCUGAUGAAAAUAGAGACGCCACCGGUGUGACUGAUAGCCCCUCAAUAGGGAAUGGGGAGAAAGAAAAUGUCUUACGCCAGCUUUUUGUGACAGUUAGCCCUAGACUUUCUUAUGCAAUAAAAUCUCAUGUUUCUCAUCUGAAAAGUUUUGCCCGCAAUGAGAGUUCUAUGAAAAGUGACCCCAUUGAUGCUCUCUACAUCGAUGAUAGUGAUCAAUUUAGUGGUAUCCCUGACUCAUUUGUUGGUGUUCCUCCAAACUCAUACCCUCUUGUGUUAACUUUUACCAAGUUCUUACUAAUGCUUGAUGGCACAUUGGGUAAUUCUUACUUCGAAAGAUUCCAUGUAUAG